Hemisphaericaspora subhashii is the source of this 4899-nucleotide messenger RNA. RefSeq lists its product as uncharacterized. The transcript has a single exon. Bases 1 to 4899 code for a protein of 1632 amino acids. The record is from RefSeq and is a predicted model, not a curated record. Gene Ontology annotation, biological process: maturation of 5.8S rRNA from tricistronic rRNA transcript (SSU-rRNA, 5.8S rRNA, LSU-rRNA); maturation of LSU-rRNA from tricistronic rRNA transcript (SSU-rRNA, 5.8S rRNA, LSU-rRNA). Gene Ontology annotation, cellular component: nucleolus. Lineage: Eukaryota; Fungi; Ascomycota; Pichiomycetes; Serinales; Debaryomycetaceae.
AUGGUUGUUGAAGAAAGGAAGAAGAGGCAGUAUCUGACUCCCAAUGCUUCCCAUAAAGAUCAAACCUUAAUUCUAAAUUUAGAUGACAUAUUGUCUUCAACCAAUCCUGAUACACUCACUACUACCAAAGUUCAAGAAUUAGUCGACUUUAUAGACCAUGGCAACAUUAGUACAGUUUUAUCAUUGUGGUCAUCUUAUUCGACAUCUAAUGAACAUAUUCAAGUCAGUAAUAUUUCCGUCAGAUUAAUGCGUUUGACCACUCAGAUCAAUUUGUUAUCAUCGGUUUUGUUAACUCAAAGACAAAUAAUUCUAGAUACCUAUAGAGCCAUAUUGAAUAAUCAUAGCAAAAUCAUAUAUCGAGCAUUAAAUAAUAUGAGAACAUCAUUUACCAAUCCUAUUUUACGACUUUUACGUAAUAUGAUUAAUUAUGAUCAAAUCAUUGCCCAUGAAUUUCUUAAUGCCUUUGAUUUAACUUUGAAUGCAUUACCUAAAUUAUUAGUACCUCAUAAAUCGGAAAUAGAAUCAGGACAAGUUAAAGAAAGAUUAUCCAUUAGAUUAACAUUUAUUAAGUUUUGGAUCGAUUUAUGUUCGAAAGUUGCCUAUUUCCAUAGAUUAGAUUUAUUAUCUAAUCAUCCAAAGAUUAUGAAUAAUUUAUGGAAAUAUAUUGGAAUGGAUUCAAUUGAUUGUAUUAAGAUGAUUAUUGAAUUUGUAGAUUCAAAGAUCUUGGGAGAACCUAAUUUCAAAAGAGCUCAGAAAUGUAAAAUAUUGAAUGAAAACUUCAUGUUCAAAACUCAAGCAAUCUUUCAUAAAACUGAAGAACCAUUCUUUAUUGAAUUCAUGAAUAAAUUGGCCACUGAUUCUAAAGAAGGAUUAGUCUUCCCUAAUGAUAAAUUAUGGCAAAAGUCCGAGAGUGGAGGUGCACCAGUACAAACUAAUAAUAAAACUUUCAGAAUUGCCAAUAAAUUACUAUAUACCUUAUUAACAAGUCUUAAACCAGGAGAAUCUAAUGCUCAAUUACAAUUCGUGGUAAGAAUUUUGGCUGCAAAUCAGGAAUUAAUUCCUCCAUAUAUGAACUGGAUGGUUCAACAAGGAGGUGGGUAUCAUGAUCCUUCAUUAACUUCAUGGUGGAUAUCUCAUUCAUUGUUAUAUUCGAACGUGUUGCAAAUCAGUGCUCCUGAAUUUAAUACCGAUACUGAAUUUUUAAAAUUUGAUGCCAAAUUAGUUAGUGAAAGUAUUGUAUUUGCUCCUUUAUCAAGAAGUGCAUUGACUGCUGGUUUAGAAACCGCAAAACCAUUGAUUACGCAAUUGACUUUACAGUUGAUAUUAUAUAUUUUGAAAAGAUUACAAGCUGUAUUGAAAACUGUUACUAAUAUAAGACAACAAUUGAUCGAUCUUGUAUUUAAUCAAUUACCUGAUUUGAAUGUCAUUGCACAAGUCUUACUUAAAGAAACGGACUCCAAAUCUAAGUUAAUCCAAUUGACUGCAUUGAAUAUAAUUCUCAAAUAUCAAACUUUGUGCCCUUCCAAUAAUGUUAACAAUAAUGUGAAAAAAGUUGUUUCUAAUGGUAUUUCCUCAAUUAUUAAUACGAAUGAUUUAUCAGAUAUUACAGGAUAUGAAAUUACCUUACUUAAUUUAUAUAUUGAAAUUCAAAACCAAGAACAAGAUUUCAAAUGGUGGAAUAAAUUAGGACAAUCCUCAAAUUCAUUCUUUACCGUUUUGAUCAAAUUAGCAUCGAAAUCGAAUUUAGACAAGAGUUUCACAUUGAAUAUUUAUCAAUUAUUAAACCGAUUGGGACAAGAUAAGAUGUUGUUUGAUUCGGAUUUAUUAAUUUCUCCAAUCCUAGCAUUGAUUUAUUCUCUUGAUUCCGCGGGUGUUGAUGAUAGGAUUUGGAAUAUGUUGGAUGAAUCCAUAAGUAGAUCAAUCCGUACUCCAUACAAAUAUCUCGAUUUAUCACAUUUGAAAUAUGAUGAUACUAGUAUUUUCAUCGUUUGUUUAUUUGAACAAUUUAAAUUCACAUUACAAGCAGGUAAUAAUAAAGCUAAUAUUGCUUGGUUAUUCCAAUUCAUGAGAUAUUUAAUUAUUAUCGGUGAAUCUAAGGAUGCAUUAUUGGAGUUGGUUAAACUGUUAGAUAUUGAUGUUGAGAAAUAUGAAUCCCAAUUGGAAUUCAGCCGUACUUUGAAGGAAAUCGAAUUAAAUGAUUCUUCAAUCCUGGAAAUUUUGUUGAAUUAUUCCAUAAAUGAUAUUGUCAAAAUGUCAAACACGAUUGAAAAGAAAGUAAUAGCUUCUGAUUUGGAUUAUUUAACUGGAUUGUUGUUAUUAAAGAUGAUCAUCUCUCUUUCGGGAACGAAAUCGUUAAUACAGAUUUUGUUUCAAAAGUUUUGGAAUUAUUUAUCAAGUUCAGGGAAGAAUAGUCAAGCAGUCAAUUAUUUCACUUCAAAGAAAUGUUGGGGCCCUUUGUUUGCUUAUCCAAAGAGUGAUAAUUCACAAUUGACGAUUGAUUUGUAUAAUGAAAUCAUUAGACAAUUGCCAGAUGCUGAUUGUCAAGAAUUGAGCAGAUUCAUUUUGGGCAAGUAUGUGGAUGGUAAGACCGAUUUUGUUGAGUUUAUGUGGAUAUUGAAUAAUGAUCAGUUGCAACAGUUGCUCAAUGUGGAAAGUUCUGAAUUAUUUAUUAAAGCGGUAGAAUAUUGUAUUGAAAGAGAAAUUCAUAUUUCAUUCGAACACUUUGAGAAGUUGUAUGAAUUGCCUAUCGGUAAUGAAAGGAAUGGCCUACUUAUAAAGCUAAUUGAAUCAAAGUUGGUGGAUAUGACUGAGGAACAAUUGAAUUUAGUGAUCGAUAAGGUUGUUGCUAAUCAAGAUAAUCAUUUCUUAAUUGCUAGUUUCAUUAAAGUUUCAAAUACAGUAGGUAUAAAAUUACUUGAAGCUUCUGAAAGUAUCCAAGACGAAUAUUUGAAUUGUUUGAUUGCAUACUCGUUGUCUCAAUGCAAUUUGGAAAUUCCACAAGGCUUCCUUGAAAAAGUCGAAUCAAUAGCUACGAGAUUGUUACAAGAUAAUAAUUUGGGUAAAUUGCAAUGGAAUCAAUUGUUGGUAAUCUUGUCAAUGCAAGAGUCCCCGUCAGAAGAUAUAGUGAAACAAGUGUUUGCGUUCUUGGAUAAUCAUUUGGGAUUAAAACAUUCAUUUAUUCCAGAAUUUGUUGAUUUUGUUUCUAAAUGUCAAUUAAACGAUCAGAUCCAAUCUUGGUUGCACAAAUCAAUGCUUUAUAUCACGAAGAAGUUUGCCGAAUCACAUGAGUUAUCUGACAACUUUGAGCAAUUCAUUCAAAAUAUUAUGAAUUUCUUGAUUGAAAAGCAAGUAAAUAUUUGGAAUUUCGUUCCUAGUUCAAUCUUAAAUACUCAACUUGAAGUCAUCUUAAAUUCAAAAUUCAAUAAGCAGGCAACAUAUUUGAAGUAUGUUACAUCCAUUGUCAUAAUUUCACCAAAGAACAAACUCGAAUAUCAACGUGUUUUCCAAAUUGCAUUAAAUGUGUCAAACUUGAAUGAUUUACCAACUGAAGAAAACAAAGAACUGAGAUAUUAUUCAGCCAUGAUUUUAUAUUUGAUAUAUAAUAUGGAUCAUAGUAAGUUAUCCACGAUGAUGAAUCUUGAAUUAUUAUUGGAAAAAUAUCUUGGUUCAACAAGAAUGGAAGAUUUGUUACUUAAGUCCAUUUUGAUUAAGAUUGAAUCAAAAAUAGCUGUAUCUUGGUUGACAAAGGUGUCAAAUUGGGAAUUCCUGGAAGAAUUAGCUGGAAGUGAAGUUGAAUUGGUUGGUGAACAAGAUAGAUUGAUUAAGACUAAUAAAGGAGAAUUCACGAUUUGUUUGAAUAAAGGAUUUGUCAAGAAUACAUACACGGCAAUUCAAAACUCCUUACCUGAGUUUGGAAGUGAUGCUAAAACUAAAUGGAAUCAAAUUAAGGAAUGUUAUCAAUCCUCUAGUUUGGGUUCUGGGAAAUAUAGUUCGACUGCUUAUGAUGCUGAGUUUUUAUUGUUGUUGAUUUUGAAUAAUGAAGAAUUACUUAAGAUUACCAAAGAUGAAGAAUCCGGAGUACAGAAAGUAAUUUUUAACAUUAAGAAUUUAAUUGAAACUGGAAUCUUGCAAUUCAUAAUCGGUAACUUAUCAAACAACAAGACUAGGCCAAUCUCCAAAUUAAUUAUUUCAAAGAUCUUAUCAUCCAUGGAUGAUGAAUCAGGUUUCAAAGAUGUGAAUGUUUAUAAAGUUUACUUGUCUUCUGUUUUAUUCACAUUAUCUCAGGAAGAUUUAGAAAUUCCUCCUGUUAUUUGGUAUCUUUGGUCUCAAUUUGUUCCACUUUUAUCUAAUCCUGGUCAUUUCCUUUAUGAAAAGAGUGUAAGGUAUGUAUUGAGUACACCAAAGUUGAAGAAUUGGGAUAUUCCGUUAUAUAAUUUAAUCACCCAUCCAAAUCAAGAAUUGACAGACACUGAGAGUAAUUAUUAUCGAGAAUUAGAUUGGUUAGUUCAGAAUAUAACUGAUGGUAUUGAAAACUUACAAGAUUUAACGAUUUUGAAAAGAGGUAUUGUUGAAACAUUGAUGAAUUUAUUGAAUUCAAAAUAUUUGAAUAUUAAAAUUCAAACUAAUUUAUUGAAAUUUAUUUACAAGAUACAAUCUAUUGAUCAAGGUUCGGAUAUGUUGAUUACCAGAUUUGGUAUGCUAACAGCUUUGGAAACGUUUCUCUUGAAAUUGAAGGAAACUAAUGAUGAUGAUGAUUUGAUUGAUAAGCAGUUAAGAUUGAAUGUUGAUGAAUUGUUAGUUAGAUUUAAAGUGAGUGUUGGUUCGAGUAAAAGAGUAAGAGAGUGGACUAGUGAUGAUUUAGAUAAUACCAUUAAGAGAAUUCAUUUGGAAACUCAGUAG